Molecule: messenger RNA, 594 nt
Organism: Drosophila subobscura
Lineage: Eukaryota; Metazoa; Arthropoda; Insecta; Diptera; Drosophilidae
Gene: Trs20
Product: probable trafficking protein particle complex subunit 2
Exons: 2
Coding region: 77-496 (139 amino acids)
Biological process (GO): endoplasmic reticulum to Golgi vesicle-mediated transport
Cellular component (GO): nucleus; TRAPP complex; cytoplasm
Source: RefSeq, a predicted model, not a curated record
AAAGCACUAGCGGUUGAUUCUCUUUAUUAUUAUUGUUGCCAGCAAAAUAAAUUAAAUUAAAGCAAACUGAGACAGUAUGUCCACCUAUUACUUUGUUAUUGUUGGCCACAAUGAUAAUCCCAUCUAUGAGAAGGAGUUUAGCACUGUCAACAAGGAAUUCAGGAAAGAGGACCAGAGGCACCUGAGUCAGUUCAUUGCGCACGCUGCCUUGGACCUGGUGGACGAGCACAAGUGGAAAACGGCCAACAUGCAGCUAAAGUCCAUCGACCGCUUCAAUCAGUGGUUCGUCUCCGCCUUCAUCACCGCCAGCCAGAUCCGCUUCAUCAUUGUGCACGACAACAAGAACGACGAGGGCAUCAAGAGCUUCUUCAACGAGAUGUACGACACGUACAUUAAGCAUUCCAUGAACGCCUUCUACAAGAUCAACACGCCCAUCAAGUCGCCCAUGUUCGAAAAGAAGACGGAGAUCUUUGGGCGAAAGUAUUUGUUAUCGUGAGGCUGUCAAGUCUCCUCCUCUAGUCAAUAAGCAAAGUGUAAUAUAAAUUUGAUUUAAUUUAUUUAGAAAACCAGUCUAGUGACACGAAAAUAGCUUAA